Messenger RNA from Halteromyces radiatus, 1614 nucleotides. RefSeq lists its product as uncharacterized. Bases 1 to 1614 code for a protein of 537 amino acids. Lineage: Eukaryota; Fungi; Mucoromycota; Mucoromycetes; Mucorales; Cunninghamellaceae. Gene Ontology annotation, molecular function: protein binding. The transcript is spliced from 8 exons. The record is from RefSeq and is a predicted model, not a curated record.
AUGCUUGACAGCGUCAGGAACGUUAUCACUCUUUUGACAUCUGAUAACAACAAAAUGAAGAAUAAUCAUACUGAAAUCUCCGAUCAGUGCAACCCUGUAGUUACCAAUUUACCAUCAAAAGAAUCAUCAUCGGGAUCAACAUCAUCAUCAAUAACACAUGAUAGCAUUCUAUCUGUCAAGUCGUCCAAUAGUAUAAAAGAUCAAUAUAAAAUAUUAUCCUUGGAUCAUUUUCGAGACAUAUUUACUUUUAACGAAAAGAUAAUAACCCCCAAUGUUGCUUUACAUCAAACUUUUCAUCGUAUCUCUUCUCUUUGUCCAGUUGAUCAAUGGUUUACCAUCAAUCACCUUAAUCUCAGCCGACAAAAUUUGACAAAAUUAAAAAACCUUUCUACUAUACUACCUGGAUUGAAAAGUUUAGUAUUACUUACAGAGAUUGAUGGUCUUAUUAACUUGAUAAAUUUACAACAUUUGGAUAUUUGUAAUAACGCCAUUAGUUCAUUUAAAGGGAUCGAAUCACUUAUUCAUUUACGAAUCUUACAUGCAGAAAACAACAAAGUGACAUCCUGUAUUCCAUUUGGAUUUAUGCAUGGUCUCAUCACUUUAAACCUCCGCAGUAACCGCCUUCAAAGAUUAAAUUUCGGUGACUCGACUCGGCUAGAAAGUCUUGAAAAUUUGGAUGUUUCCUACAAUCGUAUUACUAUUUUGGAAUCUAUUGAAGCUCUUUCUCAUUUAAAAACUUUAAAUCUUGACCAUAAUGAAGUUCAAAGUCUCAACUUGACAAAGCCUAUGGAAUACCUCAAGGUUCUUCGAAUAUGUUUUAAUCGAAUUUCUACCUUUGAUGGAUCCUUCUUUCCCGACCUGCGUACUCUCUACUUGGAUGACAAUCAUAUAUCUUACUUCACUAACUUUAAUUGUAUUUCAAGAUUAUCCGAUGUAUCUAUUCGUGACCAAUGUGAUCAACCAAUGGACUGGCAUUUGCAACAGUUGCGUGGAACUCGAACGUUAUAUUUAUCAGGAAACCAUAUACAUCAUAUUGAUACCAUGGUAGAUUUUUUUGGUUUGGAAUAUCUGGAACUAUGUGAUGCUCAUAUGAAGAAACUACCUCGUGAUUUCGCUCAACAAUUGCCAAAUCUCUCUGUACUCAAUCUUAGUUAUAAUCAUUUGGAAUCUAUCAAACCUUUACGAAAACUUGGUUACUUACAGAGGCUAAUAUUAGUUGGCAAUCAAAUGGAAAACGUGAAUGAUCUUGUCAAGCAUCUUCAAUCAUUGGAGAAACUUCAGUUUUUGGAUCUCCGGGAAAAUCCUGUGUCAUGCAGAUAUUAUUCACCACUUAAUGGAAAAAACUCAAGUAGUAAUCAAACUUAUCGAUAUAUUAUUGAAGAUCAUAAUGAAGAAUGGAUCUUAAAGGAUAUGGAGCAUGUUCGCAGUCUCUCUCUACCUUGGCUACAACGACGUCUGACUUAUAGGGCAUUAUUUAUCAAGGCAUGUAUAAAACUGACAAGAAUGGAUGGUAUCCUUAUCACUGAUCAAGAUAGGACUCAAGUAGAUUAUAUCAUUUCUCAGCAUUAUCAACAACAUCACAGUAGUAUCUCAACAACAACAAAUCAUCAAUAA